Molecule: messenger RNA, 4906 nt
Organism: Triplophysa rosa
Lineage: Eukaryota; Metazoa; Chordata; Actinopteri; Cypriniformes; Nemacheilidae
Gene: mlip
Product: muscular LMNA-interacting protein
Exons: 12
Coding region: 1141-3975 (944 amino acids)
Biological process (GO): negative regulation of transcription by RNA polymerase II
Cellular component (GO): nuclear envelope; sarcolemma; PML body
Molecular function (GO): transcription corepressor activity; lamin binding
Source: RefSeq, a predicted model, not a curated record
GCAAGGAGACAAGCAGUCUCGGAUGAAAUUCGAGCCACUUUAGUUGACCAUGUCCUUGUCCAUGGUAUGACUAUGAGGGAGGCUGGGCAACGAGUACAGCCAAAUUUGAGUCGCUUCACCGUCACCUCCAUCAUCAGAGCCUUCAGGGAGGAAAACAGGUAGGUGUACUUACAGUAAGACUGCUACGUACAGUAACUUUAGAGUGCAAACAUUGUUGCACUAUGCUACUGUAAUAAAGAAAUGCAUCAAAUUGCCUCGCAUACAGAUAGAGUUUCAGUAUGUUUCCAUUUUUCCUGUAAAUCCUGUAGGAUGUGUGACAGUUACAGUAAUGAGUGCUUCUAUUUUCGUAGGACACAGAGACGACCACCUGGUGGAGGCAUGCUAAGGCUUUUGUCGGAGGAGCAAGAGAGGGAGCUUGUAAACAUGGUCAUUGCCAAUAAUGUAAUCCGCCUGCGAGAGAUUCAAAGGAGAGUGAUUGAGGAUAAUCAUCAUUUUUGAGGGAUAAAUGCCAUCAGUCUCUCCACAAUUGAUCGUAUCCUCCGAAAGCACCGGUUCCGGAUGAAACAGGCGUACCGCGUUCCAUUCAAACGAAACUCUGACAGAGUGAAAGACCAACGAGUGGAAUAUGUUCAGAUAAUCUUUGAGAUUGAAGGCUGGCCUGUUCCCCAUGAAAUUAUCUUUGUGGAUGAGGCUGGUUUCAACCUGACCAAAAGAAGGAGAAGGGGAAGGAACAUAAUUGGCCAUCGGGCUAUCGUAGAUGUCCCUGGUCAGCGCGGAGGGAAUGUUACUAUGUGUGCAGCUAUCAGCUAACGAGGGGUACUCCACCGUCAUGCCAUUAUAGGACCCUAUAACACUAGGCUCCUCCUUGCUUUCCUUGAUGGUUUACGAGAGCAUGUGUUCCAGCUGGACCUCAGGGAACCAGCACAGCCAGAGCAGCCUCACUACGUUGUUGUUUGGGAUAACAUCAGCUUCCAUCGCGCUGCUCUGGUUUGUGAUUGGUUUACCAAUAACCCGAGGUUUUCUAACAUCUUUCUGCCUGCAUACUAUCCCUUUCUAAACCCGAUAGAGGAGUUUUUAUCAGCAUGGCGGUGGAAAGUGUAUGACUGAGAACCUUAUAUCCGUGCUCACGUCCUCCAGGCCAUGGAAGAAGCCUGCCUAGACAUAUCGAUAGAUGCAUGCCAAGUGUGGAUCAGGCAUGCAAUAGGAUUUUACUCUCGCUGCCUGGCUAGGGCCAAUAUAGCCUGUGAUGUGGACGAGAUUCUCUGGCCUGACCCAGAACAAAGACGGGAUGCUGAGGUCACCACUGUAUUUGCAACCAAGGUCAAGUCUUUCAGCUUUGUGCCACAUUUGAAAAGAAUGCCUUUUGAGAACAAGGUUACAUCAAACUGGCAGACUAGUCUUCAGACAAAUGGAGCAAACAAGUGUCAGACUUCACGAGAGCCAGGGGAUUCUGAAGAGAGCAUGACUAAUAAGGGCGUCUACAAGGCUGAGGUGAUUUAUAUCCAAGACCAUGAUGAGGAAAAGAUUGGAGAAACAGUCAAGAUGACCACUCAAAAUGAGAUACAGUCUGCUGAUAUUUUAGCCUUUAACUCACUCUCAACGCUUGCUGGACCUCAUGUUGAAUCUGGUUGCACAACUCCUAAGCCUAGCCCUGUCACCACUGAAACCAUUUAUAAUAAACAACCCAACCUUUCUCAUCUAGACUUUCACAACAUUUCAGUGGGUGCUGAGGUCAGCUCGUGUCUGUUUUUAAAAAGCCCACCCCAGAGAGAAGAGGUCCUAAGUCCUGCCAGCUCUAUUGAUUUCCUGACCUCCCCUGCUUCUUCUAAAGAGUCAAUUUUCUCUGAGAGCUGGGACAAGGAGAGGAGCUGGUCAGCUCUUCACAUGUUGUCACCCGAUGGUUCUCCCGACCCUUUUAGUCGAACAGUCUCCCCGUGUUCUUCCAUAAGAUCAGGAGCCUUCACUCCCUCAGUGGUGAGAAUUAAGAGACAUGCCCUGGCUCCAGGUUACAGUCUGCUGCAGAUGUCGCCCACUUGCGAAACGCCCUGUUGUGACAGUCGGGGGACAUCACCUUGUCCCCUCUCGCCCCGUGCAAGACACAGACCCCCACCAACUCAGCUAUCCCUGCUAACUGCCAUCCUCCGGAAAGGUCGUCUACCUGUCCUGUCCUCUGCUUUACAGAGACCAUACACUCCAUGUUGGCCUAUUACUUCAGUUAGCAUGACUUCCUGUUUAGCAUGUUCAGCAGCAUCUACGGUUUCACUCAUGAACAUGUCUAAAGCAAAGUCUUGUUCCUCUAUAGACAGGCCCUGUAGGGAGUCUUGCCAGGAUUCAGAACCACAGCCUCUGAAACAAGACCAAAAUGCUCUGGCAAUAUCAUUUUUAAGCAAUGCAUGUGACAAAGGACAACUGAAGACACCAGAAAGAUUUGACUCCUGUAGACAUGCUACCAGUAAUAGUAGCAUUGCCUUACCUACAAAACACAGCCCUUUGACUUUACCAAACUUACCUACAGUCUUGGCUGCCCCUUCUUACCUGUCUAAAACAGGUCAUAAGGACAGUAGUUUGUCUACAGCUGCUGGCCCUCCUUCUCAUACCUCCUUCUCCCACAUAAGGUCCAUGUCCCCUAAAUCAAACACCUUGUCCUGUUGCAACUCUGAUAAAAACCCAUCAGUUUCAUCUGAUUCUGUGGAUCCCCAGUCUUGGGCAUCAUUAGUUCUCAAUGAUAGACUAAAAUCACAAAAAUUGUCUGAAAAAGAUUCACUAGGCCUAAAACAGGGGCAACAGUCAUCUGAUUUCUCUGCUAGAGGGGAUAUAAUAAGUUCAUCCGAUCAUUUAGCCUCUUUACCUAAACCUCCACAGAGUUCAUAUAAAUCUUCCUCCUUUCCUUCUCCGAAAUCACGUGAACCACAUGACAACUCUUCAUCCCUGUUUUUAAGCCAUAUAACAAACAAACAAGAUACCCCUUUCCAAAAUGGCAGCAAACGUGACACUGAAAGAGUACACCUGUCAUCACCAGCUUCUCCCUCUCCAAGACCCUUAGGUCUCACCUGUUUGUCCUAUACACCUCCAGUCUUUCCUGCUUGUCCCUCUGUCCAACCGUACCUGCAGUUCUCUACCUCAGAGCGUUUCACGCCAUCCCCAGCAGCCCCAAGCAGUCAGCUCUCACCCUCAUACUCUCUCUGUUCAUCACCCUCUCCUUCUUUAUGGGGCAGCACCCAAGACUGCACAGAUGGUAAAAAUAGAAAGACAUACAAGAUCAAAUCGACUUACAGGGCAAUCGCUGCUAUUCCCACAAAUACACUACUUCUCGAACAGCAGGCCAUAGAUGAUGAGGUCAGCAAGAAUGAGGCUUUGCUAAGACCAGACAGCUGUUCUGCAUGGGAGGACCCGCAUUCAGAGAUGUGCUCUCCUGCUCAGCUGCGUCAACAGUCAGCAGAACUAUACGCCACCAUCGAUGAAGUUCUGGAAGACCCGAUCCAGAGACAUGUGAACAAAGCCACUGCGAAGUCUUCAGCAGCAGAGGCACCAAGGGCCAACCCGCACUUUGAAACCUCUGUACCUGAAAAAACACUGACAAAGCCUGGAGUUAUAAAACCAGUCACUCUAACUGUCAGAUUAACAGACAGUAAAGACGAUGAAGAAUUCCACCCAAACCCUUUCAAGAGCUAUUUUGGAUACACUUCACCACGUUACCAUUACAAGGUGUUGUCGACGUGGCUCUCAAAUGACAGAUUACUAUCGAAUAGAACAUGGACUGGAAUGGCCGGCUGCACCGCACUGAAAUGGCCGGCUGCACUGGUCUGGAUGCCGGCUGCUCCAGACUGGAUGCCAGCUGGGCAACCGGCUGAGCUGGACUGGGCGUCGACAGAACAGGACAGGACAGGAUGUCGGUGGCUGGGCAGUGCUCUCUGGCAGCUGGGUAGCAUUCUCCGACGGCUGGGCAGCGCUCUCUGGAGGCUGGGCAGCAACUAGGACACCGGCUGGAUCGCCGGCGGGACAGGAACAACACAUAGGACGGAGUGUCGACUGGACAGGCCUGGGUACCGGUUGGGAUGCCGGCAGGGAUCUGUAGCGGGAACAGGAUACCGGCGGUCUCAACCCUGGAGGGGAACCCGACGACCUCAACCCUGGAAGGGAGCCCGGCGGUCUCGACCCUAGACGAGGUUCCGGCGGCUUCGACCCUGGAAGGGACCCCUGCGGCCUCGACCCCUCCCGCUGCGAUCCCUCUAUCUGCUGGGUCCAAAUAAUGGCUGGUUCAUUCUGUCAUGAUCGUGGGUGGUGAGGACAAGGACAGAGGACCUAGACGCAGACAGAAGGUAAGGGGUUAACAAGACAUUUAAUAAAAUAUAAAUACAAAACAAACACCCUUGGGGGUGUAACAUAACAAAACAUGGCAAUGGGAACAAGGACUAACUAGUUGUGAUGUGACAUUUGAAGCGAGGCAUCGGAGCUUGUGUCGAGCAAAAAUGGGCAUGCCAGAUGAAGCCUCGAUUCGAGGCUUGUGUUGUUAACGAAGGAAUCACGUGACCAAUGACAAACGAGGCCUCGGUUUGUAUGGAAUAUGUCAUCGGUUUCGUCUGAGUAUCGCUCCCGGAUAAAGCAGUUUCGAAACUCGCGCCACAUGUGAGUGUUGCGGCGUUUCGGAGAGGUGUCAGUAGUAGAGGUAGCAGAAGUAGAGUGUUAGAGAGUCAGAGAAUUUUGUCGUAAUUUUUUUGUGUCAUAUAUGUGUUAGCCCUAUACAUCAUGAUUACAUUAUAUUAGGCUAGAUUAGUUAUAUUAGAUAGAUAGUAUAUUGUCAUUAUUAAUUACAUCAGUUAUAUUAUUUUGUUAUAUUAACUGUUAGAGAAGAUUGGCUAGUUGGAUUGUUUUGGAUUUGGACUGGACUGCUUGUUGAUUUGGAUUA